Messenger RNA from Exophiala oligosperma, 817 nucleotides. RefSeq lists its product as uncharacterized. Gene Ontology annotation, molecular function: ATP-dependent chromatin remodeler activity; ATP binding. The record is from RefSeq and is a predicted model, not a curated record. The transcript has a single exon. Lineage: Eukaryota; Fungi; Ascomycota; Eurotiomycetes; Chaetothyriales; Herpotrichiellaceae. Bases 135 to 440 code for a protein of 101 amino acids.
CCGAGGCCGGUCUUGUUUCGCCGGUCAGAAACUCUCAUGCUUCAUUUUUCACAGGACGAAAGAUUUCGUUUUCUGCAGAAGGGCCAUUGUUGUACCAUUAGUCUUAACAGAGAAGCAGCAGGACCGUCAUCACCAUGGAACCAAGUCAUGAAGGAACUCAUGCCGCCACUAACGCCGACCUCGUCUCGAUGUUCGUCUUUGACCAGGCCCAUAUCGCCAAAAAGACGAUGAAGCCGCUCACCAACGCUAUACAGAAACGUGCAGGCGGAGCUAGAAAGAUCCUACUAACCGGCACGCCGACACACAACACCGAGACUGAAAUGGCCCACCUUUUUCACCUGGCCGAACGCCGACAGUGUCUUUGUGUCAGUGAAGGAACCUUACUGCCUUGCUGCAUUCUCUCGAAACACCGGAUCAGAUCGAGACCAGUGUCCAUCUGAGAGAAUACCUACGCGUCGUGACAUUGAAUCAUGAUGUCGUUUUGGCAAGAGAACUCUUUGCCUAUGAGGAUGGCAACGUCGAUGCCGACACUACGACGGAGUCCACAAGGCGCGUCUGGUAAUUCCCGUCCACUCGGGAAACAAACCACUGGGUGAUAGCGACCUAUUAACCACCCAGUCACAUUCUGCAGUAAUGGGACUCACACCUCGACCAGGCAUAUCGGCGUCGCAGGUUGUCCUCGAAUACGACCAAGGCUUAUUUAACAAAUAAGAGGCACGGAACAUAACAUAUUUCGCAAGGAGGCAGGAGUCGAGAGCCACCCUGAUCCGUAAUUACCGUUCUUCGGCAAAUAUGUAUAUAUAUAUAUGGCUAAUCU